AAAGCCGAGUAGUGUAGAGUAGCCGGAGUAGCUUCGAGUCGACAUGUACUGGCUACAACUGGCUACAGGCCUACAGGCACGUGGGACGUGGGCACGGAUAGACGGAAUCAACACUUCCAUGGCUUCCACGGGUCGGAUCCGCUAACAAGAAUGAAGCGUCGCGCAGGUUUCGAGGAACCCUUUAAUAGGGCCGUAAACGGCCACUUUGGAAAACGCCGCAGGAUGAAAUUCCCGCAAAGCGUGCCCGGUAAACGAAGCGAAGAUGCGACCGACUACCUUGAAAAGACCUACGAGAAAAGCCCACGGCGGAGUAUGAAUCACGAGAGAAAAGUGAAGAUGCUUCUCCCGGUCAAAACGGGCCAUGGUGUGGUGAGGAAGUCUCAAGUAGUCGACGAUCAGCAAGACGAAGCAGAGGCUGUCCUUCAGACCGAUGACAGCGAGGAAGACUGUGACAACUACCCAGUGGCCCUCUCAACGCCUCUGGCAGAUGCAGUGCCGCAAGAUCGGCAGCAUCCUCGUACAGCCGCGCAGCAGCUUUCGUACCAGUACGGCAAGCUCAGGGAGCUCAAGCAGCGAAUGGGCACCCUCGCCAGCGACAUCGUCGAGGAUCCUCAAGAGCGGGUAACGCACCUGAAGGAGUUGCUGGCGUUCCUUCGCGCCGACGGCAGUAUCGGCCUGGGGCUCGGCACGGAACACUUGCUGCGCAGACUUGCAGCGCUCACUCUACUCGAAGUCUUCAAAGACGUGGUACCCGGCUACGCCAUUACGGGACCUACGACGACCGGCAACGUGAGGCUCAAGAAAGACACCCGAGCGCUGCAGGGUUUCGAGGAUGCCCUGCUCCGUUACUACGGGCAGUAUGUGACUUGCUUGCGGAAGAUGCUGGCCCGAUACGAUCGUCGGGACAAGAAGAGUCCCGAAGGGGUUCGGCAACGACUCGCCGCCCAGCUGGCCCACGUAGCGGGCCGGUGCGUAUGCGGGUUGUUGUUGGCUCAUCCGCACUUCAACCUGCGAGAGCAACUGGUGUCCCUGGCCGUGCACUGCUUGGGUAGCGAGGACGAGGAAUUGUCCCGCACCGCCUGCCACAGUCUCAAGCAGCUGUACCGCCAAGACCGGCUCGGACAGGUCACCUUAGAGGCAGUGCGCAAGACCAGGGCCUUGCUGCGUGCCAGAGGACUUCAGGUGCAUCCGAGAGUGCUCGAGCCCUUCCUGGAACUGAAACUUAAAGAAGAGCCAGCGUCACAAGGUGCCCCCAACCUGAAGAAGGUGAGGGAGCGCUUGCGCAAAUUAUCUCGCCGAGAACACAAGCAUCACAAGCGACUCCAGAAGCUGGAGGCCCAGCUCCGGGAAACGGAGGCCCAAGAGAACGAGGUGCAAAGAGAUCGUCUCCAAGGUCAGAUCCUGCAGCAGCUCCUGUGGACGUAUGCCCACGUCCUCAAGCAAGUGCUGCAGCGUCCCGUCAUCAAGCCCCUUCUAGGGCCCGUACUUCGUGGCGUCUCCCGGUUUGCCCACCUCGUGAACCUUGACUUUCUGGAAGACCUGCUGGGAGCACUCUCGGCCCUGCUGGACCAGUUGGGCCCUCGCGAGAUCCCCCUGUGCCUCCAGGCAGCCUUUGCUCUUCUCUCGGGGCAGGGCAAAGCCCUCAAUGUGGACCCGCAGCGCUUCUACCUGGCACUCUUUGGUUGCAUGCUGUCGAACGUCGAUGCCCGUGCCGUGCUGUUAUGUUGGCGGCCCAUGGUUACCGACCGCUGCAGAAGCCUUUCGGCCAACCGAAUAAGGGCUCUUCUUAAACGAUUGGCCACUCUGUGCUUGGCCCAGACUGGAGGUGCCUUGGCCCUGUCUCUUGCCCUUGGAGCCUUACUGCGCAGCGAGCCCCGGCUUCAAGUCCUCCUCGACUCUACCGAAGACCAGGGUACUUUCCGACCCGAAUUGCCGGAUCCGGACCACGCAGGCAGCGCCCCACUCUGGGAGUUACACCUGUUGCGACGCCACUGCCAGCCAUCCCUGGCCUCCUGGGCGGGGGCUCUGGCAGCAGGAAGUCGCCUUCCCCCAGCACUGGUCCGUUUGGAACCGCACAAGGCACUGAGCUCGCCACAAGACCUUCUCUCCAUAUUCCCCAGCCCCCCCAAGAGUCCCCACAUGCCUGAGGCAAAGGCUGCGGAGCCCCAGCAAUAAAAAAGUUAGCGGCGCUUCAUUGGUCUCAGUCGGAGUAGUCGUUCAUCAGGAAGUGGUACACAAAGGUGGCCUUUUUGCGCUCGUCGGUGUCCCUCCGCGUGUCCCAGGGGCUUGUCCCGGGCUCCAGGGCUCCGUGUGCCUUCGGCCGCAGCAGGACGGGUCCAAACACGUUUGCUGCAGAUGGGAGUGACAUGAACAAGAUCAGUUUACGUCUUGCUUUGGACUUCACUACGAGGAAGUGCUACCGGUAUUCCACUACGGUCGCCGGCAUGCUGCGAAUAAAGGGCGAGCUUAAUUUGUU
Molecule: messenger RNA, 2476 nt
Organism: Ixodes scapularis (black-legged tick)
Lineage: Eukaryota; Metazoa; Arthropoda; Arachnida; Ixodida; Ixodidae
Gene: Noc3
Product: nucleolar complex protein 3 homolog
Exons: 2
Coding region: 151-2175 (674 amino acids)
Biological process (GO): DNA replication initiation
Cellular component (GO): nucleolus
Molecular function (GO): chromatin binding
Source: RefSeq, a predicted model, not a curated record